GACGUUUUCGGCUGGGAACGUUCGAGUCCGUUGCAGUGCCAGACAAAAAUCGGGACCAAACAUUUCAGAAGAUUAUUAUGACAAACAACACAAGUUCCAAUUCAACGUCAGAACCAUCGCCCUCCUACAGAUGUCCCACCCGUCCUUUCACCACCGUAGAGGUAUGGUUCCAAGUGUCCGCUUUCGAGAUUAUCAUGGCUGGAUCCAUCAUCGGAAACGUGUUUUUGAUCGCCAUAAUAAAGAAAAACCGAAUGAUACACAUUCCGACAAACUUCUUCCUCGUGAGCUUGUGUAUUUUGAAUCUGUUAAUUAUUUUAAUCAAUACUCUACCAGACGUCCAGGGGAGGAUAGCACCGCAACUCGGAUUUAUCAUUACUGGUUGGCCUGGUAAGACUAUUUGCAAGCUCCAAGGAUUCUUAACAAGCUGGACCAUAAAUGCCGCCAUCUUGACGCUUGCGUUGAUCGCUGCUGAUCGAUUCCUCGCUGUAUUUUUCCCUCUGCGAAGAGCAAUCGAUUCUCGUAAAGCAGUCCGGCUAAUAAUCACCAUGUGGCUUCUCCCAGCAAUAUCAAGUUCUAUCUUUUUUUACGUCAAUGACCUCGUUGAAUACAGAGAAAAUAUAUACUGUGUCGAGAUAUGGGAACCAGCCAUCCCAAUGUACUAUAAUACAAUCUACACCACAGCCGAUUUCGUCAUGUUUUAUGCUCUGCCCCUGUUGGAAAUCAUCAUUCUUUACACCGCCAUCAUCUACAGGAUAUGGAUGCGAAGGAUUCCAGGGCACGUUACCACAGCCAAUCAACAAGUAGAACUCAAAGCCAAAAAGAACGUCCUUAAGAUGCUCAUCAUAGCUGUUCUUACGUUCGCACUAUUCUGGCUUCCGGUUAAAAUAAAUGUUAUGUUGGGGCUUUACGGCCGUUCUUCCUGCGUGUUUAGUCCUACUCGUCACUUCCUGGCACUCUUUCUGGCAUGUGGUAACUGUAUGAUAAAUCCAAUUAUCUACAUUGUAUUUAGCCGGGAUUUUAGAAACGGUUUCAAAGCUCUCUGCCACUGCCUCCCCUGCUUUUCUGCUGAUGUUCCAUGUGUGCGCAGUCAGACCAGGGAUGUGAGCGAGAUCAGCUUCUCUGUAAAACCCAGUGGUCCCAGCAUUCUUAGCCUGACGAAAUUUAAGAAGAUUGACGACUAGUAGGACUUCAACUCGCAACUCCUGAAAAGCUAUCAACGAAUUGAAUGAAUUAUAUCCAUUCUGUAUUUUGGAUUAUUAUAUGGCGGUGUCUCACAAGGACUGGGAAAUACCGAAUUCACGAGUUUGAUU
This is a messenger RNA of Stylophora pistillata, 1310 nucleotides long. RefSeq names its product galanin receptor 2b-like. Gene Ontology annotation, cellular component: plasma membrane. Gene Ontology annotation, biological process: G protein-coupled receptor signaling pathway. Gene Ontology annotation, molecular function: G protein-coupled receptor activity. The record is from RefSeq and is a predicted model, not a curated record. Lineage: Eukaryota; Metazoa; Cnidaria; Anthozoa; Scleractinia; Pocilloporidae.